Osmerus eperlanus (European smelt) is the source of this 1004-nucleotide messenger RNA. RefSeq names its product protein JTB-like. The coding region runs from base 171 to 590 and encodes 139 amino acids. Lineage: Eukaryota; Metazoa; Chordata; Actinopteri; Osmeriformes; Osmeridae. Gene Ontology annotation, cellular component: centrosome; spindle; cytoplasm. Gene Ontology annotation, biological process: mitotic cytokinesis. The record is from RefSeq and is a predicted model, not a curated record. The transcript is spliced from 6 exons.
AAGAUGGCUACUGACUUGUAAGCAAACAUUCAUCAGUCGGAGUAAUCUUACAAUGAAAUCGUGAAAACACUAUCUACAUUUGUCAAAUGGAAACACUGUAAUACAAGCACCUCAUUUUGGGAAGUUUUGUUGCAGUUUCGUGGUUGUACCUUUGCCCUUUGGCCAGUAGAAUGCGCUGUUCACCAACUUUAGCGUUGUCGAUCUGUGCCAUCUGCUUGCCGCUCAGUGUCUACGGUGCUGUUCGUUCAUUAAAAGAACGUGCAACAGCUAUGAGCACUUCAUCCCUUCAUUGCUGGCAGGAAGAGGAGUUUACAAUUUUGGCCGUGUGUGCCCAGUGUACACCUUUUCAGAUGAAUUCGUGGCCACCUUGUCACUUAACUGGAUUCAUUGAGCAGAUUAACUGUUCAAAGUCUAACAAACUUGAACAUAAGAGCUGUCGCUCUUUAAGACAGGAGGAAAAGCUCUUCUGGAAGUUUGAGGGAGUCAUGAUGACUCUGACGGUUGUCUUCAUCCUACUUGUGAUUGCCCGUCAACGUGGCUUGGACCACCUUGCAUCAGAGAAGGUCCGUCGGCAGAUCGAAUCCAUAUAGUCUCCUCCAAAGUUGAACUACCUCAUUUACCAUUGUGAGCAUUUUACUGCACUUUAAUCUAAUUUCUUCAUGUGGUGGCCUUAUUGAGUAAUGUAUAUACCAAGGUGUAAUAGUUUAUGGAUACAGAUGUGUCUGUCUUACCUGAUUAUAUUGAGGGUUUAAACAGGGUGUUAUUUAUCAGUCAUCUGUAUAAUUCCUUCUCAUGUCUAAGUUUUCUGUUCGGAUCAAAGUGCUUGCUGUUAAUGCAGUACAACAAUAUAUAGUUAUUUAAGGCUGUGAUGUAAUCUAUUAUGUUUCUUCUUACUAAAGUCCCGAUGCUUUGUUAACAUAUCCUUAACCUGAGUACUAAAGUACUACGGAACAUUUAAUGUUGUUGCAUGUAAUUAAAACGUAAUAAAGUAUUUGCCUACAGUU